AUGAUGAACAGAGAACAGAUUGCCAAAGUUUCAAUUUUCCUAAAUGAAAUUUACAGGUAUAUUAAUUGGAUACUUAUUGAAAUAAAAAUUUACAAAUAAAUAAUGCCUAAACAUAGCAGAUCUGAUAGUAAUAACUAUUCUUUUAUCUAUCAUAGACAAAUAUUAGGUAAUAGUUAUAAUAAGAUUUUUUCUUGGGGUUUCUAAAGAAAUAUCAAGUUAUUUAAUACCAGUUUAUAUAAAAUCAAUAUAUCCCCCAUAAUAUUUCAGUUAAUUCAAUAUGUUUGUUAUGAUAUUGGAUAAACACAGGAUAUGUUAUUGGACAAUUGGUGGACAUAGGUUACUACAAUUAUUUGCACAAGUAUAAUGCAUUUUGUAUAUAAUUAUAACAAUCCUAAAUAAUUAAUUUAGAAAGGUUGA
This is a messenger RNA of Paramecium sonneborni, 417 nucleotides long. Lineage: Eukaryota; Ciliophora; Oligohymenophorea; Peniculida; Parameciidae. The record is from the annotation of a GenBank genome assembly.